Messenger RNA from Cavia porcellus (domestic guinea pig), 1803 nucleotides. RefSeq names its product regucalcin (gene Rgn). Gene Ontology annotation, biological process: L-ascorbic acid biosynthetic process. Gene Ontology annotation, molecular function: calcium ion binding; gluconolactonase activity; enzyme regulator activity. The record is from RefSeq and is a predicted model, not a curated record. The coding region runs from base 210 to 1115 and encodes 301 amino acids. NCBI's taxonomy places the organism in Eukaryota, Metazoa, Chordata, Mammalia, Rodentia, Caviidae. The transcript has 7 exons.
UUGCCCUGCGUGGUUUUGCAGGAAUUUUUCCCGCUUCAGGAACAGAGGGGUACAGCGUUGGCCUUUGUAGGACGAGCAAGCCGCGUCACCUUGUCCCCAGCCUGCGGCCAUCCACCUGUCCAGCCACGGUUUCCAGGGAAUUUCCCCUCCCUUGCAUUGCUUGUGCCUGACAGUGCAGCCACCAGAGAAGUCUCCGGCCUGGUUGCUGCAUGACAAUGUCUUCCAUUAAAAUUGAGUGUGUCUUGCCUGAGAACUGCCGGUGUGGUGAGUCUCCAGUUUGGGAGGAAGCAUCCAACUCACUGCUCUUUGUAGACAUUCCUGCAAAACGGGUUUGCCGAUGGAAUUCACUCAGCAAGCAAGUACAGCGAGUGAUUGUGGAUGCCCCAGUCAGCUCAGUGGCCCUUCGCCAGUCUGGAGGCUAUGUUGCCACCAUUGGAACAAAGUUCUGUGCUUUGAACUGGGAAGAUCAGUCAGUAGUAGUCCUGGCAGAGGUAGAUCAAGAUAAGAAAAACAAUCGAUUCAAUGAUGGAAAAGUGGAUCCUGCUGGGAGAUACUUUGCUGGCACCAUGGCUGAGGGAACUGACCCAGCAGUUCUCGAGCGGCACCAGGGGGCGCUCUACUCCCUCUUUCCUGACCACCAUGUGAAGAAGUACUUUGACCAGGUAGACAUCUCUAAUGGUUUGGAUUGGUCCCUGGACCACAAAAUCUUCUAUUACAUCGACAGCCUGUCUUACUCCGUGGAUGCCUUUGACUAUGACCUGCAGACAGGACAAAUCUCCAAGCGCAGAAGUGUUUACAAACUGGAGAAAGAUGAGCACAUCCCAGACGGGAUGUGUAUUGAUGCGGAGGGGAAACUGUGGGUGGCCUGUUACAAUGGAGGAAGAGUGAUCCGUAUAGAUCCUGUGACAGGGAAAAGACUUCAAACUGUGAAGUUGCCUGUUGAGAAAACAACUUCAUGCUGCUUUGGAGGGAAAGACUACUCUGAAAUGUAUGUGACCUGUGGCCGAGAUGGAAUAGACCCUCAGGGUCUUCUGAAGCAACCUGAAGCUGGAGGAGUUUUCAAGAUAACUGGCCUCGGGGUCAAAGGACUCGCCCCCUACCCCUAUGCAGGCUGAGAGACAGGUCUUUCCUGCUGCAGGAAGGUUUGAAGACAACUGGAGAACUCUGGAGCUGAAAUGUCAAUCUAGUUAGAAAAAUGAAGCAAUGAUAUUAUUAACUGGGUUAAUUUUAAUAUGUAAUUUUAGGGGUGCUGGAGAUUGAACCUGGGGCCUACCACAUGGUAAGCAUUUGCUGUACUGUGAGCUAUGACGUCAGCCUCAUUAAUUUAUAUUUGUUCAAAGACAGAGCAUUUUUAACAGGAUAACAGGUGGUUUUGAUAAUACACUAUACAGCCUUCCAUGAAAAGGUCUGUAGAGUUAGCUAUGUGGCACACAUCUAUAAUCUCAGCAUUUGGGAGGCUGAGGCAGAAAGAUCACCAUGAGUUUGAGACCAGCCUGAGCUACAUAGUGAAUUCAAGGUCAGCCUGAACUGCAUAGAAAGACCCUAUCUCAAAAAGCCAAACCAAAACCAAGACAUCUAUAGAAAGGCAAAGGGUUGUUCAACUGUCUCUCAGCCUCUUGAUUCUUUGCAGAUUGCUCAGAGGAAUUGGAAUAGGACCAUAUCUGUUCUUUAUUCUAUAUUCCAUACUUAAUGUAUACCUAAAGCUUAAUAAAAACUUAGUAGGUACUUAGUAAUAUAUAAUUACAAUUAUGUUCCCUUUUAUUUUCACUUUAAUGUCAUAAAAUAUACUGUGAUGAUAUCUUA